Gastrolobium bilobum is the source of this 2433-nucleotide messenger RNA. Its product is annotated as cation/H(+) antiporter 15-like. The coding region runs from base 1 to 2433 and encodes 810 amino acids. NCBI's taxonomy places the organism in Eukaryota, Viridiplantae, Streptophyta, Magnoliopsida, Fabales, Fabaceae. Gene Ontology annotation, molecular function: antiporter activity. Gene Ontology annotation, biological process: regulation of pH; proton transmembrane transport. The record is from RefSeq and is a predicted model, not a curated record. The transcript is spliced from 3 exons. Gene Ontology annotation, cellular component: membrane; endomembrane system.
AUGGACCCUGUAUCUAGAAACAUGACAAUGAUAUGCCAAGAUCCCCAUAGCUCUAAUCACAAGGAUAUCUGGCACUGGGGAAACCCUCUCGAUUCCCCCACUCCCGUUCUCUUUAUGCAGGUUUCUUUGAUUACCAUAGUCACACAGAUCAUGGAUGUUUGUCUCAAGCCCCUAGGACAAUCCUCCCUUGUUUCCCAGAUUCUUGGCGGAUUGAUAUUUGGGCCAUCACUUUUCGGGCACAAGAAGGUGCUGUCAAAUACCUUGUUCCCUAUAAAAGGUGCUGUAGUGCUUGAGACAUUGGCAACGUUUGGGAUCAUGUUCUUUUACUUCAUAUAUUGUGUGAAGAUAGAUAUUGUCACAAUGCUAAGAACAGAAAGGCAGGCAUUGGCUAUUGGUAUUUCUGUAUUCUCAAUAACAUUAGGAAUCCCAACUGGAUUCUCCUUUCUGUUGAAGAAAUAUGUUUCCAUGGAGAAGAGCCUCGCAGAUUCUCUCACGUUUAUAGCAGUCUCACAAUCCUUAACUGCUUUUGUUGUCAUAUCAGUCCUCAUGGCAGAGCUUAAAAUCCUUAACACUGACGUAGGCCGUCUAACCAUGUCUGCAGCAAUGUUUGCCGAUGUUUUUGGGUUUGCUGCGACAGCAAUUAUGUUUGCAGUAAUGCAAAACUCUGGUGGUAAUAUCCUGUCAAUAUUAUUUACCCUUCUAUCCGUAGUUAUGCUCUUCAUUGUUAUUAUAUAUGUAAUGCGGCCAGUGAUACUAUGGAUCUUAGAGCGCUCAAAAGGGAAGCCGGUUGAUGAAUUACACAUUGUUUGUAUCUUUGUCUUCGUUCUCAUAAGUGGAUUUUUAAGUGAAUUUGUUGGGCAGCAUUUCAUAAUGGGACCAUUAGUUUUGGGAUUGGCUGUUCCAGAAGGGCCACCCUUAGGAACAGCUUUGAUAACUAAAAUGGAGACAGUCUCUGUGGCAUUUUUGUAUCCAAUCUACUUGGCUGUUUGUGGACUGGAAACUGAUAUCUUCAAAAUCAGGACUCGGUCAUUGUGGGUUGUGAGUACCAUAGUGCUUUGCGCUUGCUUUAUGAAGAUUGGUGCUGUAAUUUUGUCCGGAUAUUAUUACAAAAUGCCCUUGAAAGAAUCUUGUGUGAUUGGGAUCCUUCUAAAUGCAAGAGGCAUAGCAGAGCUUUCACUUUACAAUAUAUGGAGGGCAGGCAAGGUAAUCACGGGACAAGAGUUCUCUUUGCUGGUCAUCUCCAUUCUAGUGAUAAAUGCUAUCAUAUCGCCACUGAUAAAAUUCUUAUAUGAUCCUUCAGACCAAUAUCAUAACGUAAGAAGAUGUUCAAUUCAACAUACUAAGAGAGAAUCCGAGCUUCGAGUCAUGGUAUGCAUUCACAACAAUGAAAAUAUCCCUACAAUCAUCAACCUCUUAGAAGCAUCCUAUGCAAGUAGAGAGAGCACCGUUGCAGUUAUAGCACUAGUACUUGUAGAGCUUCUUGGAAGAGCAAGGCCUAUUCUUGUUGCUCAUCAAGCCCAUGAUACCCUGCGGUCAACCGCAUGCAAUUCAACUCAAAUAGACAAUUCCCUGAGACAAUAUGCACAGCAGAAUGAAGGGUGUGCAUCAGUUCAGUCUUUCACUUCAGUUUCCCUCUUUGAUACAAUGCAUGACGACGUUUGCCGAAUAUCACUUGACAUGAGAGCAAACCUUUUGAUCAUGCCAUUUCACAAGCGAUGGGAAAUAGAUGGUACCGUUCAGGUAGCCAAUAGGGCCAUCCAAACCAUGAACAUUAAAGUUCUAGAAAAAGCACCUUGCUCAGUGGGAAUUCUCAUUGAUAGGGGUAUCUUGUGUGGUUCUCAAUCACUCUUGAUUGCUAGAGCACCAUACCGUGUUGCCGUGCUCUUCAUUGGUGGUGCAGAUGAUGCAGAGACACUAGCCUAUGGUACUAGGAUGGCUAGGCAUGAAAAUGUGAACGUAACGGUGAUUCGGUUCCUUCUAUUCGGAGAUGAAAACUCUAAAGACAGAAAACGUGACAGUGAUAUUAUAGGUGAAUAUAGAUAUUAUAAUGCUGGAAAUCGUCGCUUUGAAAUCAUGGAAGAAGUGGUCAAAGAUGGUAUAGAGAUGUCAUCGUGUGUCAGAAAAUUGAUAGAUUAUUUUGAUCUAGUAAUGGUGGGGAGGGAGCAUCCAGAGUCUGUUCUGCUUCGUGGACAUGACCAAUGGAGUGAAUGUCCAGAGCUAGGGGUUAUUGGGGAUAUGAUAGGUUCACAGGAUUUUGUGACAAAGGCAUCGGUGCUGGUGGUGCAACAACAAAGAAUAAGAGGGAGGCUUGUUAAACACACUGCGAAUCCAAUGCCAAAUCAAAGAGAUCAGCUGGUACACGAUGUUCCAUUUGAUGAAGUAUCAAGAGCCUCAUGUACAAUUUCAGUGGACAGACAUGAUCAACGAAUGUAG